Molecule: messenger RNA, 393 nt
Organism: Protopolystoma xenopodis
Lineage: Eukaryota; Metazoa; Platyhelminthes; Monogenea; Polystomatidea; Polystomatidae
Source: the annotation of a GenBank genome assembly
UUGGCAACAGCGUCACGUCUCGAGAAAGAUAGCCGUGCUGAAGCUGAAGCUGACAGGCAGACGGCAGAUUGGCUUCGUGCCUCUUUGGAUCAAGCCCAGGAGGCGGCAGCUACUCAACUGACUGAGAUGGCCCGACAUUUAGCCGGCCUGACAGAUGAGUUGGAGAUGUUCCGACAUGGCGGAGAAACGGCUUAUGGAUCAGUUUGCUGGAAACCGUUAGCCACAUUAUCUAGUAUGGAGGAGGGUAUACGGGGACAAAUAUCUCCCGCCAGUGUAGCUACUCAGGUAGCACAGACGAACAAUACAUUGCCCUCUUAUGGGGGCCUUGCAUGCCCACCCAAUGGAGGGGGAGGAAGUGGAGGCAUGGGCGGACAGGCAAUAAAGGCGAGUUAG